GCUUAUAAUGUUCUGAUUUGUUUAUAAAAUUUAUGUUAUUGUCGACUAAAAUUAUAUGAUCAGUGCUAAAGGCAUCUGCUAGCAUAUCAACGCCGUCUGCUUAUCAUAUUUAAUAUGGACUUGCUAAAAAAUAUAGAUAACAAAGAAAUCUUUGUCGAGGUUCUUCAUUUGGCUGUAGAUUACCUCAUUGGAAAUAUAACGGAGAAACAGACGCUGCGUCUAUCGCAUAAAUAUGGAUUUCAAAAUCCAUACGACUUUUUGCUGGCCACUCGAACGUUAUCAGCUUUCUACAUGAACUACAAUUUAGACAUCAAACGAGAUGAUUCAACGUUGUUUCCCUACCUUAGUCCUGAAAUGAACCGGCUUGUGCCAAUGGUGCUUGCAGCGCGUCAACCAGAGGUAGCAACACACAAGUUGGACUGCGCCAAAGGAACGAUGCUGUUCAUGGAGUCCUUCUCUUGGGAUACACGUUUAAUAUUGGGGGACAGUAGCUUCGGUGAAAAUGUGCAUCAAGUCACAACUCUGAAUUUGAACUGCCGGCAAAACAAAACCAAAAGAACUAUAUUUUUUGAAAUGAAUAAGGAAAAGCUGAACUCCUUCAUUAGCUUAUUAGAGAAGAUUCUUGAGAAAUAAAAAGCAGUAAACCAAUUCAAAUUCAUUCAAUA
Molecule: messenger RNA, 665 nt
Organism: Drosophila subobscura
Lineage: Eukaryota; Metazoa; Arthropoda; Insecta; Diptera; Drosophilidae
Exons: 2
Coding region: 115-633 (172 amino acids)
Source: RefSeq, a predicted model, not a curated record